AUGGGCGACGACGUCAAGUCGCGGGGGGAAACGGGCGUGCGGGAGGAGUCGGAGAGGCGGGCGGUGGCUUCAUGCGGCGCGGCUGGGGCCGCGCAGGCGAGGAGGCGCCUGGCGCCGGCGCUGACGACGGGCGGCGUCGGGCUUGGCGAGGCGCCGGCGGGGGAUUGGUGGAGCGAGGCGGCGGCGAUGGCGUUCCGGCGACGGAGUGGUGGGGCGGGGCAGCCCGGCGACGGCGGGGAGGCGUCGGGCCCCGGCGUCGGGCUCGGGGGCAACGGGAUCGGGGCGGCGAUGCCGAGGUCGGGGGCGCGCGACGAGGUGGCGGUGACGACGGGCGACGACGCAGUCGUGGCGGCGCGGGGCUCCGGCGAUGUGGCCCUCCAGGCGGCGUCAGGGGCGAUGGGCGACGGCGUCAAGUCGCGGGGGGAAACGGGCGUGCGGGAGGAGUCGGAGAGGCGUGCGGUGGCUUCGUGCGGCGCGGUUGGGGCCACGCAGGCGAGGAGGCGCCUGGCGCCGGCGCUGACGACGGGCGGCGUCGGGCUUGGCGAGGCACCGACGGGGGAUUGGUGGAGCGAGGCGGCGGCGAUGGCGUUCCGGCGACGAAGUGGUGGGGCGGGGCAGCCCGGCGACGGCGGGGCGGCGUCGGGCCCCGGCGUCGGGCUCGGGGGCAACGGGAUCGGGGCGGCGAUGCGUUGGGGCNGGGGGAAGGAGAGUGGGGAUCGUGGGGAAUGGGGGUUAGGGUUUCGGGUGUGA
Molecule: messenger RNA, 750 nt
Organism: Aegilops tauschii subsp. strangulata
Lineage: Eukaryota; Viridiplantae; Streptophyta; Magnoliopsida; Poales; Poaceae
Source: RefSeq, a predicted model, not a curated record